This is a messenger RNA of Gastrolobium bilobum, 1236 nucleotides long. Its product is annotated as pentatricopeptide repeat-containing protein At3g14580, mitochondrial. NCBI's taxonomy places the organism in Eukaryota, Viridiplantae, Streptophyta, Magnoliopsida, Fabales, Fabaceae. The record is from RefSeq and is a predicted model, not a curated record. The transcript has a single exon. Gene Ontology annotation, molecular function: protein binding. The coding region runs from base 1 to 1170 and encodes 389 amino acids.
AUGAUUUCACGAGCCCGUUCUCUCGUUGUAACCACUCCAAACUCAUGUCUGUUUUCAUCAUCACCAAAACCAAACAGAGACUCUGCUAUUCUGGAAAGGCUACACCACAAGGACUGGUUAACCCCAAAAGAGGUAACCAACCUGGUUAACUCGCUGACUCACCCAUCAUCAGCACUCACACUCUUCAACCUCUACUCUUCCCGCAAGGACUAUAACCCCACCGAACCUUUCUGCACCUCACUCAUCACAAAGCUCGCACAAGCCAAACUCUUCGACCCAAUUCACACCCUCCUCCAAAGACUCAAACUUGAUCAAAACCCACAACAACGACGUCAUUUUUCGGACGAGUUCUUCUUCACCCUCAUAAGGGUCUAUGCCCACGUGUUCAACCGCAUUGACAGAGCCGUUGAAACCCUCUUCGACAUGCCCAGUUUCGGUUCCUGGCCUAGCACCAGAACCUUCAACUCGGUCCUCAACAUCCUCGUGAACGCGAAGCUGUACGAGGUUGCCCACGAGGUUUAUGUCGCGGGGCCCACGAGGUUGGGGGUUGAGGUUGAUGCAUGUUCCUUGAACAUUCUCAUCAAGGGGCUUUGCGGGUGUGGGAAAUUGGAGGAUGCAUUCAAGGUGUUCGAUGAAUUUCCCAAGAUGGGGUGUGAGCCGAAUUUGAGGACUUUCUCGACUUUGAUGCAUGGGUUGUGCGAGAGAGGGAUGGUGGAUGAUGCUUUUGGGUUGUUGGAGAGAAUGGAGAGGAGUGGGGUUUGUGCUGAUGCUGUUGUGUUCAACAUCUUGAUUGGUGGGUUGAGGAAGCAGGGGAGGGUUGAGGAGGGGAAGGAGAUGUUGGAGAGGAUGAUGGGGAAAGGGUGUUACCCCAAUGAAAGUUCUUACCAGGAGGUUUUGUAUGGGUUGCUUGAUGCUCAGAGGUUUUGUGAGGCAAGGGGGGUCAUGGAGAGGAUGGUUUUGAAGGGGUUUGGUCCUAGUUUUGUGUCCUAUAAGGUCAUGAUUAAGGGACUGUGUAAGAGCAAUUUGGUUGGGGAUGUUGAUUGGGCUCUCAGGCAAAUGGUGAAGCAAGGUUUUGUGCCCAGGAUGGGAAUGUGGAAGCAGAUUGUCAAAUGUGUGGUUUCACAAGAAACUGGUUCCGGUUGUGUUUCUUUUGAUGGUAUUUUGAACUAGGAGGAUUAACUUCAUGAUGAAUGAGUGUCUUCUACAGGAAAAUUUCUUCGAUACUCUAUAACGAAA